Trifolium pratense (red clover) is the source of this 1241-nucleotide messenger RNA. RefSeq names its product probable WRKY transcription factor 15. Gene Ontology annotation, biological process: regulation of DNA-templated transcription. Gene Ontology annotation, molecular function: DNA-binding transcription factor activity; sequence-specific DNA binding. The record is from RefSeq and is a predicted model, not a curated record. Bases 197 to 889 code for a protein of 230 amino acids. Lineage: Eukaryota; Viridiplantae; Streptophyta; Magnoliopsida; Fabales; Fabaceae. The transcript is spliced from 3 exons.
AUAGAAAUCUAUAGCGUGACACAACAGUGACCUAGUGGACCAAACCAACAUUCCACUAUCAACAUUAUUCUUUCUUCUUUGGCAUCAUUUGACCAAAACCUAUUCUUUUCUUUCUAUCUAUGACCCUUCCUCUUUAUCAACGCCCUUAACUCCUUUCACUUUUUUUCCCCUCUUUUUCUUCUCCUUUCUAAGUACUAUGACAGUUGAACUCAUAAUGGAAUACAGAAACAAUAAAUUCCAAGAGAAUGCAGUUGAAGAAGCUGCUUCUGGUUUACAAAGCAUAGACAAACUCAUUAAACUGCUAUCUUCAAAUUCAAAGUCUAACUCCAUGGAAUUCAUUGAAAUUGAUCAAAUGGACUACAAAACAGUUGCUGAUGUAGCUGUUUCAAAGUUUAAGAAUGUUAUUUCACUUUUGAAUAAUCAAAACAGAACAAGAACUGGUCAUGCUCGUUUCAGAAGAGCACCUUUACCUUCUUCUUCUACAACCCUUUCUGAAACUAUAGUCUACCAUGCUACUCCGUUGCAGCAGAUCCCACCUCUAGCUCCCAAAACUAUCAUUGAUUUUUCUCAUAAUUCCUCUGCUAAUUCAUUCAUGUCUUCCUCAUGUUCAUUGAAGAAAAAGUGUAGUAGUUCCUCUGGCCACUGUCAUUGUUCAAAGAAGAGAAAAAUGAGGUUGAGAAGAGUGGUGAGGGUAGCGGCCAUAAGCUUGAAGAUGGCUGAUAUUCCAACUGAUGAUUAUUCUUGGAGGAAAUAUGGUCAAAAACCCAUUAAAGGAUCACCUCAUCCAAGGGGCUAUUACAAGUGUAGCAGUGUAAAAGGUUGUCCAGCUCGGAAACAUGUAGAAAGAGCUUUGGAUGAUUCAUCUAUGUUGGUAGUUACUUAUGAAUGAGAGCACAAUCACUCACUCUCUACAACUGAAGCUAAUAAUCUCAUCUUAGAAUCCUCUUGAACUUAAUUGAAUUGGCUAGCUAGUCUUCACAAAAUAUAUUCUUUCUCAUGCCUUUGGUAGAUUAUAAUUAACUUGUACAAUUACAUCUUUUUGUUUAUGUUGAAGGAGAUUGAUUACUUAGUUGAUAGUGGUGUUCAUUUUUCUUGUACAACAUUGGAUUAUUCCUUUAGCUUUUCUUUGCUCUCUUCACAAUUCACAAACCCCAACAAUGUGAAUUCAUCAGGGAUAGUGGUGUUCAUUUUCCUUUAUUUAUUUUGAAAGAAAAAAGUGGAAAUGGUGGGAUUUGGUAAAA